Molecule: messenger RNA, 1244 nt
Organism: Acanthochromis polyacanthus (spiny chromis)
Lineage: Eukaryota; Metazoa; Chordata; Actinopteri; Pomacentridae
Product: protein CutA homolog
Exons: 7
Coding region: 539-1006 (155 amino acids)
Biological process (GO): response to metal ion
Molecular function (GO): copper ion binding
Source: RefSeq, a predicted model, not a curated record
AAAUUUUAAGGUGUCAGGGGGUGCACAAUUAAAUCAAACGUCAGCAGAGAAGAAGAUUUGUUUCUUUUGUUUUAUCUUUUUACACCACUCUUUUUGUGAUGUUCUGUCAGUGUGAAAAAGGCGUGGGAGAAAUAAAGGACGCAUGUGGAACUCACAUCAAUAUGUUUGUUUCCUCCUCCAUUUCGACGUUGCACUUCCUGAAAAAGUUGUCCAGAGUGAGCAUCGAUGCAGACUCGCUAUUUAAGGGCUGAACAGUCCACUCUCCCUCCGCACUACGCGGUUUGGGAUGGCCCUUAAUAUGGAGGACCCUCCGCGGGAACGCGCAAACGGAGGGGUAGUGUGUAGGGAUAGUGUGGAGGGGGCGGUUUGGGAUUCAGCCGAAAUGUCUCACCCCUUCAAAAUUUGCGCGAAACAGCGCGAUGUGACGUAACGAGGCCUCGCUGUCGAUAGUCACGUGAUUGUGGGCGUGCUGAAGCAGGGAUCAAAACCGUCUUGGAACACUUACGCUUCCACAGAGGGAGGCAGCUGUCAGAAGGCAAUGCGCAUUGGACUGCCCAGUGCUGAGACGCUGCAAGGUGGAUCCUUUAAAGCUUUGAUUUUGACAAUACUGCUGAGUGUGUUUAUGUUCCAAGUGCUGAGGACUGUUGGACUGAGGGCGUUCUCCAUGGCAUCUGAGACGUACACGUCGGGCACACACUGUGCCGCCUUCGUCACCUGUCCAAACGACACAGUUGCUAAAGAUUUGGCCAGGGGUAUUGUGGAAAGAAAGCUAGCUGCUUGUGUCAACGUUGUCCCAGCAAUUAAAUCUAUAUAUGAAUGGCAGGGGAAGAUUGAGGAGGACAAUGAAGUGCUUCUGAUGAUCAAAACGAGAAGUUCCAAGGUGCCUGCUCUUGCCGAAUACGUCCGUUCUAACCAUCCUUAUGAGGUGGCUGAAGUCAUCAGCCUGCCUAUUGACCAGGGCAACCCGCCCUACCUGAAGUGGAUAGGAGACAUUGUACCUGAGUAAGGGUGGACUGACAGAUGAGUGGAAGAAUGAACAGAUCAAUGGAUGGAUGUAAAAUUGCAUCUGAAAUUACUGUGAAAUUUGUUUUAAAACACACACCCAGUGUUUCAACAUAUUACAUAUUGUGAACGCUGCCAUCCCAAUCUGUACCAUUGGUAACUGCAUAAAAGCUGGGUAGUACAAGGUUCCCCAUUGUGUGACUUUAUUUUUUUGAAAUGAAUAAAAAAAACAUUUUCUAACA